Molecule: messenger RNA, 1683 nt
Organism: Neoarthrinium moseri
Lineage: Eukaryota; Fungi; Ascomycota; Sordariomycetes; Amphisphaeriales; Apiosporaceae
Exons: 1
Coding region: 1-1683 (560 amino acids)
Source: RefSeq, a predicted model, not a curated record
AUGUUGGAUCUGGUCUUCGUUACUCUUAUCUCUACUACGCUAGCAACCCAACUCGGGACUAUUCAGAUGACAGUAGGAGAUUGCAAGACCAAUGCAUCUUCAGUCGCAGACCUGCUGGUAGGCAAACUGCCGCCGAGCGCUUCCAUCGAGGAAAUUGCAUACGUUGAGACAGGCGACACAUAUGGAGAAGGGCGCAGGAAUCUGAUGUAUCCAAUUCAACCGACAAACCUACCCGAGUUGUGUGCUGUGACAAUAUACGUUCCCACGUCCUCAACAUCGGCCUACAGGUUCGGCAUUUUCCUACCUGUGAAUUGGAACUCUAGAUUUCUUACCGUUGGCAACGGAGGCUUCGGUGGUGGUAUCAACUGGCUUGACAUGGGAGCGUACGUCAAAUAUGGCUUUGCAGUAGUCUCUACUGAUACUGGGCAUAACUCAACCACUGGAGAUGGAUCGUGGGCCUUCAAGAACCCUGAAAAGAGAACUGAUUGGGGUUGGCGCGCAAUGCAUGGGACAGUUGACAUCUCCAAGCAGAUUGUCGAAGCGUACUACGGUGUCAACAUCAAGUAUUCCUAUUACAAUGGAUGCUCCACUGGAGGCAGACAAGGUUUGCGCCAAGUUCAAAUUGACCCAGAUAGCUUUGACGGGGUAAUUAUUGGAGCACCUGGGUGGUAUACCACGAAUUUGAAUACUUGGUUUACCAAAGCUGGCAUAUACAACCUGCCUGAAACGGAUCCCAAGCAUAUUCCCUUCAACCUCUUCUCCACCAUGGCAGACUUGGUGAUCAGGCAAUGCGACAUGCUGGAUGGCGUCUAUGAUGGAAUCGUCAGUCUUCCGGAUGCAUGUGUACCUGACUGGACAGAGAUAUUAUGCAGCAACCCUGACGCUGAUCCAUCUGCCUGCCUGACGGAAGCACAAGCUUCAACUCCACCUAACGUGUACGGUGAUUUCGUUUCUUCGUCCGGGGAGCUUAUUCAUCCAGGGUUGUCUCCAGGCUGCGAGGGCCAGUGGUUCGCCGUUUUGAACUUUACCAACACAAGUCCUUUCGGCUUCAACUACAUUCGGUUCUUCUUGCUAGACAAUAUUUUCUGGAACUACACUUAUUGGGAUGACAGCUUGGUCACAUACGCCCAGUUGACUGACCCUGGUCAGUCAACUGCCAAUGACUAUAACCUCACCACUUUCAAAGACCUUGGUCACAAAAUGCUCAUGUACCAUGGCCUCGCGGAUGGACUCAUCCCCCCUCGUGGAUCAGACCUCUACUAUAGGAAUACCUUAGCGACGAUGGGCGAGAACCUUUCGUCAGUCAGUGAAUGGUUUCGUUACUUUCAAGUGCCAGGGAUGCAGCAUUGCUGGUCCACGGCUACUAGCCCCAACUCGCCUUGGUAUUUCGGCGCUGAAUUCCAAGCAGCUCAGAUGGGGACAGAUAUCUGGUCUGUCCCCGGCUUCGAGGACAAGGACCACGACAUCCUCUUAGCCUUGAUGGAUUGGGUAGAGAACGGAAAUCCCGUCAAUGCACUUGUCGCGACGGCCUGGAAUGAUGUCUGGAACACUUCGUCGGGCGUGAAGAGUCAACGUCCAAUCUGUCCGUACCCGAACAUGGCUGUAUGGGAUGGUAUUGGGGAUAUAAAUCUGGCAGCAAGCUGGACUUGUGGGUACGUUUCCUCCGACGAUAGACGUUGGUAA